Molecule: messenger RNA, 8261 nt
Organism: Acanthopagrus latus (yellowfin seabream)
Lineage: Eukaryota; Metazoa; Chordata; Actinopteri; Spariformes; Sparidae
Product: sodium- and chloride-dependent taurine transporter-like
Exons: 15
Coding region: 232-2118 (628 amino acids)
Biological process (GO): taurine transmembrane transport; neurotransmitter transport; sodium ion transmembrane transport
Cellular component (GO): plasma membrane
Molecular function (GO): taurine:sodium symporter activity
Source: RefSeq, a predicted model, not a curated record
GGCAGGCCGGUGAUUUUCCACUGCCGCUGAUGUCUCUGGUCCCCCUGUUUUAAGAGACAAAGGUCAGAAAGAGGGGCUUAUAAGCAGGCUAAAAUAUAGGCAACGACGCGUCCAAGCCUCAGUCGCUCUCACGGACACAGGAGGACACGGACAAGACGACAUAGGGAGAAGGGACCGCGCUCAAAGGACAUUAAAAGGACAAAAUAAUAUACAUCACAUCAACAGAACAGAAUGGCUCAAAAAGAGAAACUUCAGUGCCUGAAAGAUUUCCACAAGGACACUCUGAAGCCGUCUCCUGGAAAGAGCCCUGGCACCCGGCCUGAAGACGAGGCGGAGGGCAAACACCCUCAGCGGGAGAAGUGGGCCAGCAAGUUGGACUUUGUUCUGUCUGUGGCUGGAGGUUUUGUUGGUUUAGGGAACGUGUGGCGUUUCCCGUACCUCUGCUAUAAGAAUGGUGGAGGUGCAUUUCUCAUCCCCUACUUCAUCUUCCUGUUUGGCGGAGGUCUGCCAGUCUUCUUCCUGGAGGUCGCCCUGGGUCAGUUCACCUCUGAGGGUGGCAUCACCUGCUGGGAGAAGCUCUGCCCCAUCUUUACUGGUAUUGGUUACGCCUCCAUUGUGAUCGUGUCCCUGCUGAAUAUCUACUACAUCGUCAUCCUGGCCUGGGGUCUCUACUACCUGUGCCAGUGUUUUCGGACGGAGCUGCCCUGGGCCAAGUGCAAUCAGCCCUGGAACACCGAUCGCUGCAUCGAGGACACCAUCCGCAAGAACAAAUCCCUUUGGAUGGCUGCCAACGCCUCCAACCUAAACUUCACCUCCCCCGUCACCGAGUUCUGGGAACAUAAUGUGCUGGGUAUCACCAAUGGUAUCGAGGACAUCGGCCCUGUUAAAUGGGACUUGGCUCUGUGUUUACUGGUCGUCUGGGUCGUCUGCUUCUUCUGCAUCUGGAAGGGGGUCAAGUCCACCGGCAAGGUGGUCUACUUCACAGCCACGUUCCCAUUUGUCAUGCUCAUCGUGCUGUUGAUUCGUGGCGUGACACUGCCGGGUGCUAGCCAGGGAAUCAAGUUCUACCUUUACCCUGACCUCGCUCGCCUGAAGGACCCAGAGGUGUGGAUUGACGCCGGCACACAGAUCUUCUUCUCCUAUGCCAUCUGUUUGGGCGCCAUGACGUCCUUGGGGAGCUACAACAAGUACAAAUACAACUGCUACAGGGACUGUUUGCUGCUGGGAGCCCUCAACAGUGGUACCAGUUUUGUGUCUGGCUUCGCAAUAUUUUCCGUCCUGGGCUUCAUGGCACAAGAGCAAGGGGUGGACAUUGCUGAUGUGGCAGAGUCAGGUCCAGGCCUGGCAUUCAUUGCCUACCCCAAGGCUGUAACCAUGAUGCCUUUUCCUACACUCUGGGCAAUUCUCUUCUUCAUUAUGCUGCUGCUGCUUGGCCUCGACAGUCAGUUUGUGGAGGUGGAAGGGCAGAUCACAUCACUGGUGGAUCUGUAUCCGUCCUUCCUAAGGAAGGGUUACCGCAGAGAGGUCUUCAUCGCUAUCCUCUGCUGCAUCAGCUACCUGCUUGGACUCACCAUGGUUACCAAGGGUGGCAUGUAUGUUUUCCAGCUGUUUGAUUACUAUGCAGCUAGCGGUGUGUGCCUUCUGUGGGUGGCAUUCUUUGAAUGUAUAGCUGUUGCCUGGGUUUAUGGCGUUGAUAAUUUCUACGAUGCGCUUGAGGACAUGAUGGGCUACAGACCAAAUGCUUGGAUGAAAUGGAGCUGGACUGUUAUCACUCCUUUACUGUGCAUGGGCUGCUUUAUCUUCUCCUUGGUCAAAUACAAGCCAUUGACGUACAACAAGGUCUACGAGUAUCCGGACUGGGCUGUCGGAAUUGGUUGGACUCUGGCCCUGACCUCCAUGAUCUGCAUCCCCAUGGUGGUCGUCAUCAAGAUCAUCCGAUCUGACGGGCCGCUCAUUGAGAGGAUUAAGGCAGUGGCCGCCCCGGUUCGUGGCGGGGCCAGCUCCCGUCCCGCAGACCAUCGUAGCCCCAAGGAGCUGACCUACCCGCUGGACCCCAACGGGAACAAGGGUCUGCUGAUGAAGGCCCCGACCCACACCAUCGUAGAAACCAUGAUGUAAAGGAGUGAGGCGGAGGCUCUCCAUGAGAUCGCUCUCCUCUCCUCUCCUGCUUCUAAAGCUAGCUAGCUUUCUUGUCUAUCUGUCUAUCUGUCUGUCUGGUGGACUGAUAAGGGUUUUAAGGAUAUAUAAAAAAAAAAAAGAAGAAAAGAUGUUCCCGUUUCAAAUCUUUUAGGAAUACUUUGGAAGUAGUUUGCUCUUAGUGGUUUUUCUUACGAGGGUAGCAAUCACAUUUCAAAUCUAUUUCUGAAUUACUCACGAGUUGUUUUUGUUUUGCUUUCGUUUUUAAUAUUCAUGUGACUACACAUCCCACUGCUGUCUUGUUCAAAGACAGAGUGGCAGAAAAAAAAAAAAAAAAAACAACCUACCAGCACCAGCUUGUGGUUGGACGCUGGUGGAUUUCUACUCCACCAGCUUCUUUCUGCAGAAAAAGAAAAGAAGAAAAUGGUUUAUUGAGUCUUGGAAUCAAACAGCCUUGUGUAGCCACGAUACGAAAACAGGUUUUUAACAUCGCUUUGGGCUGUUGAUGGAAUUUAUAACAGCUCUUUAUCACAAUGAACAGGGUGCACUUAUCUAAGGAAAUGUGCCAUAGGGUUCAACUUUGGCUUAUUCUGUUCCUCUCGGUUCAGGUAGAGGCCCGGUUGAGGCAAAUGAUCGAGGCACUGUAGGUAGAGCAUUAUUACCCACGUCCCAGUUAGAAGUUGACACUUAUAAAUGAAUGUCCCACUUCACUAAUCAGAAAUUCUGAAAAUCAUCCUGAUGAUCUGUCGGCUGCACUUAACAUUGAUGAGAAAUGUAUUGAUUCCACUGUUAAAGAUGGAAUUAGAUGGUUUACUUUCUGUUGCAGCCAACAAAAUUACAUUUUUUUUCCCACUUUUGCAUGCUGAAAAAAAAAAAAAAAAAAAAAAAAUCAGGUGAAUAUAUAAUUUGACACAGCCAUGAUAGCCGAUGACCCUUAUCAGACCAGUUUCCUGGUACUUAAAUGCACCUUAGCACACAUAAGCCCAUCUUCCAUAGCUACAAACUAUGGGUCAAAGAGAAAACUAGCACUGAGACCGUGUCGGGGGGGAAAAACCCGCUUCCCGCACAAAGACAGAGGUAUCUGAAAGGAUUUGAAGUGUGGAGGUUGAACCCUUGAGUGUGUUGUCUGUGGCGUACUGUACAGUAGUAGCUAAUCAGUCUAUCUAUAUCUAUCUCUCUAUCUAUCUUUCUCUGUCCUAGACCAGUUUACAGUACAUUAGUGACUGCACUAGGCACUCUUGGCUUACAAUUUUUUGAAUUUGGAUUUAUUUUGUUUUCUGCAGAGGAAGUUACAUUAUUAUUAUUAGUUUUUUCCUCUGUCAAUGUUUAGAUUUUUUUUGUUGUUUUUUUUUUUUUUAUUAAGACUAUAAUGUUAUUGGUAUUCACUAUUGAUGAUAAUUGCUGUAGUUUUACAUAGAAGAAGGAACACUUCUUUCAUCUGGUGAAAAUACUAAGCUAUUAUACAAAUCAUAUACAUUUACAGCGGCAGCCAUUGUAGUUACAGUCUUCAUCACGCGUUUCUCUCCGGCAAAAAAAAAAAAAAUUCCGUCUCUUUAUCAUUGCACACAAACAAACAAUGCAACUGUCUUUUUUUUCCCAAAUAUCUUCUCGAGUGGGGGGGUUGUGGGUCGUAGUGAGCAGUUCAGUGUACAGCAAAAAAAAAAAAAAUGGGAAUUCUACAAUGGCUCCAUCUGUAAGUUUGUAGGUGUUGGGGGUUUAUAGCUUUUCCUCUUCUGUAAAUACCAGGGGACAGUAUUUCAUUUGGAUAAAAUUUGUAGCCAAUGGUUAAAGAACAUGUCACCGGCUCUGUAACUCAAAGCAAACCGGUGGUUUUGGUGACGACAAAUCAGCCAGACGCCGUCGAAUCGUUACGAGUGUCACGCUCUUUUUUUUUUCCAGACACUGUGAAAUGUGGCAGCAGGAUCAUCAGAGCCGCUCAACCACAGAGUUUGGUCACGUUUUGUUCUACUGGGGGUGUCGCCUCGCUCGAGAGGAGAGCUGACCAGCUUCGUUUCGAAGUGUUGAAAAUGUAAUGAUUCAUGGCGCAAGUGUUCAGAUUGCUACACAUUAACAAUUAAGUUUCCUGUAAGUUAGCAGAGAGUGGGUGCCUGUCAGAGUUUUGUAGCAGCAAAGAAAACGUAAUUUGAAACAUCUGAUAAUAAAAAAAUACUACAUAAACAGCUCUAAAUGUCAAUUCUGAACCUUUAAUGCCAUAUUUGAUUAAAGCUGUGAAAUUGGACACUUAAAAAAUUGUGUCCGACACCCUCAAAGCAUGUUUUUAACAUCUUCAGCUCACUGACCUGCAGUUACCCUGAAGUCGAACCUUUGUCUGAACUUGCACAUUUGAGAUUUAAUCCCACACUAACUCUCAUUUCUUAAUUAGUGUUUACUUUUUUUUGGAUCAGAGCUCGAAUAUUUGUUGCCACACAUUGUAAAAAAAAAAUGCGUCACAGCAUCGUGUUACGAGGAUGAAAACGUCCGAACUCUGUGAAUCAUUUGGUGAGAAAGAAAUGAGCUCUGUGAUGCGUUUAAUGACCACCGUAUUUGAACUCUGGCUGAUUUGUCGUCUCAUCGAACGCAUCGAGUAAAACUACAUCACAUUCUUCACGACAAUAGAGGGCCAUGAUACUACCAACCGAAGGCAGACUAUCUGAGGAGUACGACAACUGUUACAUUCAUUUUAAUAUGUCUGUGUAACACAGGGUAAUCCUCUGUGUAAUUGUCACCGGUGACCAUCCACUCAGGACCUUCUCUGUAGUGCUAUUAUCUGCUGUAAAGCUGCAUCAACCCAGCAUCCAAAAAAAAAAAACAACAAGACACAAUUAGACUUGAAACUGUGGGCGACAACGCUGCGAAUAUUUAACGGUAGCAAAUCAAAAAUGGAUGUUUAGGAGCAGCUUGGAAGGCACGAGAUCCGAUCCUUCGCUGCACAGAACGGAAAAUCACACGCCUUUAACUGCCUGUUUUAUCCACAGAGACAAAAAUACAGAGAGAGCGAGCCGACGCGAGUUCUUAUUGCACCUUAUUUGUACGAUUUGGACUUCAUAUCAAAUGAUGAGGCUGAAAUAACACUGCCAUCUUCUUAUUCAGGUUCCUUAUCUGCCUCAAUCAUAGAGAAAAAAACCCCAAAACAUCUAAAUAUUGUCAAAGUGCUCAAGAUUUUAGCUCCGAGCACUUUCUUUUUUUUUUCUCUCUCCCAAAAGCAGACAUAUUAAAAUAGAUCAAAACUCUUCAUUCACAUCCAGUUAUACAGUUAUACAGUUAUACGCAUGCGUUGCAGGAAAUUCGACCUACAGCAUCACAUCACAGACGUGAUGUUGAGACCGGGGCCUCAGCUUCAUGUUUCAUCUACGCUUUCAUCUUGUGUGUGUGUGUUUGUGUCCGUUUGUUUCAUUUUACUCGAAUAGAAAUUAAAAAAAAAAAGUAGUUCAUAUCAUUAAAAGGGAUUUGUGACACCAAAUCCACAGCAGACAUCUAUUUUCAUACAGUAACAAACUUUUUUCCUAUAUAAGUCGUCUUUGUACAGUUUAAGCUCCCAUUGCAGACCUCCCAUUUUAAUACAGAUACAAAGCUUCAUUUUAAUCUUGGAACUUUUGUACAGAUCUGGUUCUCGAUUCGCCCCUUACCUGAAGGAUCUUUGCACUAAGGAGAGAGAGAGAAAAACAUGAAUAAAUAAUGCUGAAAGGAGAAAAAAAAAAAAAACAUUGGUCAGAACCUUUGGGGAAGAACAACAGCACAAAAUGAUUUUGAAAACACAAAAUUGCACAGAGCGCUGGAAAGAUCUGUCGUACCUUUUUAGUUUCGUCUACUCAGGUUUCUACUCGGAAAAUGCAUAAAACUGCAAAAAUGGACUUCAGAGUUUAAAGUCAAACAUCUAUAGAAUAAAAAACACAGAGGAAGAAUGUUUUCUGGCAGCGUGUACUGAGUCGACUCUCUCCAGAGUCCAAAGAUCCUUCUUUUCCUUUGUGGAAACGCGGACCAGAAAAAAUAAUAGCUAAUGCAGUCAUUUAUUGGUUUAUACUGCCUCUCUGUGUAUAUUUACAGUAUGUACCAGUCCCUCUGCCUUCUUACACUCCCCGUCAGUUAGCCUACGUAAACCUUCCGUUAACCUAAGCUAACCAGUUUUUAUUAUUAUUAUUAUUUUUUUCUUUUUCUCAGAGGUAAUGAAUUUUGCAAGAGAAUCGAAGCAUUAGCGAUGCACAAGUUUUUACCGCCGAAUGUUGAAAUGUGAAAGUCACCCGCGGGUGGAUGUAAAAGUUUCUGAAGAUUUAUUUUUUAGGGUGAAAAAAAAAAAAUAAGAGAAUUAAUUUCUUUUUUUUUUUUUUUUGAAUUUUCAUUGAUUUUGUUUUAUUUUGAAUUCAGCAGUUUUUUUUUCUUGUCUUAUUAUUUUUUUGGUUUUUGAUUGUAUGUCUGUCACAUUUGCCUUUUGUAUUCCAAAUAUAUAGUGUAUUUGAACCUCUGUCAUUGGAGUAACAUGUACAACUAUCAAUCAAAAAAAAAAAAAAGAACGACAAAAAAAGCUACAAUUUGUUAUGUGCAAUACUUUGUAGAAGACUUUUAUUUUUCAUGCUGUUUUUCCAAUAGGUGGUACUAACCUUUUGAAGUAAGACUAUAGCCUGUGAAUUCUUGAGGAAAGAAUCUGAAUCUUCAGGGUCCAGUUAAAUUAAAAAAAAUAAAAAUAACCUGCCACAAAAUGCUCUGCAGUGUGGAACUAAAAACCAAACUAAACCACUAUUCCAUCAAAGAUCUUGUGGUUUUGAAAUGCACUGAGAAUAAAAAAAAAAUGAUUACUGAACUUCAACAUCAAACUGAAUUUCUUUGCAGAAAAUACUAUUUUUUAUGUUUGUGACAGACUGCUAAAGUUGUGAGUUUGUGAGAGGUAUGAAACAGUAACACUGCCACUAAGCCCACCAUCUUUCUACCUGCCUAUAUUUAUCUCUGUACCACCGUGUUGCUAAUAAGUAAAUAAAUAAAUAAAUAAAUAAAUAAGACGGCCUUCCAAAGUUCACCAUUUUACAAACACAUCAGCCGUAUCUGCAAAAAAUCUGACCUUAUAAGGCUCGUAAGCCUAAUUCACCUGUGAUGGAACAAAAACAAAUACCUUGAAGUAAUUCCAGCUGCUUUUGGGAACCCACAGUAAAUCCAAAAAAAAAAAACACAGUUUACACCAUAUCAUAUGUGGGCUUCUUUAAAAAAAAAAAAAAAAAAAAAAAAACUUUCUGUGCAAUUCCUACAUUCUGCUUACUCAGACAUUUCAUUUUGAAAUCCACUCUGCCAAACCCUGCAACCUUAGUGCUUUAUCAAAGGAACCAAACCGCGUCUACACAGAAACGGAUAACCUGAUUUUGAAUUCCAUGUCGCCUCCAUCGUGUUCGUUGUGAGAAAAAUAAAAAAUAAAACAAUACAAACAGCAUCAUAUCCGCACGAUUCAGAAUCCACUUGUCCGUUUCCGUGCUACAGAUGCAACAUUAGACCAUACAGAUGUGAUCUUGGAGCGAUGUAGAGCUCACACAAAAUCUUGUUUUUAUCACUGAAGUCGAUCUGUGACUCUGCCUGGCUGCGAUGGAAGAUAAACGGGGCUCCAUUUCCCGGCAGCAACCUUAACGCAAAGAUCAUCUUCACUAUUUGGUUCGAAGCGCGACAAAGAUGUCGUUCUCAGUCAGAGAUUUAUAGUCAUGGUGUCGUCUUAUUGCAUUUUAACAUUCAGGGAAGUGAAAAGGCCGUAAAAUCAUCUCUACUCCUGUCACUUCCAAAAAAACAAUGGCGAUCUUGCUGCUAAGUCCUCUGGGAAAUGGAGUCCCGCUCGUCCUCCCCAUCCUCCCCGUCAUCCGACUCAUUCUGAUCAUGGUCUCCAAUGACAAUGCCUCUGUCUUUCCUGCAUUAUACUGUAUACCAGCCCUUCCUUUUUUGAGAAUGUACAUGGGGAAAAUGUUUUUUAAUUCUUGGUGAAGGAAAAAAAAAACAUUUUUAAAAAGAAUUUGAAAGCUUUUAUUUUUUAUUUCUAUGGCCAACCUGUAAGCUAGAAUAAAAAACUGAAAAAAAAAGACGAAAAAAAAUAUGUGUUUGAACAGGUUUUACUAUGGUGUAAACCUUUUUUUUAUUUCUUAAUAAAAAAUUUGUCUUCA